AAUGUCUGUGUGUGUCCCCGCCGUUGAGCCCUAAAACGGCGGCGCUGUGUAUAAACUCCAUUGCGUCUGCUGUCUCGCCGGCGCAACGAACUGAGCUGGGCGAUGGCGACCACCUCGAGACUGUGGAGCCACCUCCGCCGCUCUCGCCCUCGCCUCUCCUUCCUCUCGUCCGCUCCCUCUCUCGACCCUCGCCCGCACUCUCGCACUCAUCCUCACUCCAAUCCCUGUUCGCUCCCUCUGCCUUUCCUACAAUCCGGUCGUUGCUUUUCUUCUGGUCCGUCGGGCGCGGACGACGGCGAUUUCGACUACCGGGGGUUCGGCGAGUCGACGGCGUUUGAUCCUGACGUCGCACGCACCGCGGGGAUUGAUGGUGUGAUUGAAGGGGCUGCGAACGGUGUGGAAGAGUCGAUUCUUCCUGUCAAAGCGUUGAUCUCUCUCCUCGAUAGUUAUCACGAUGCCACUGGCUUGCCUUGGUGGGUCGUAAUUGCAUCCUCCACUUUGGCGUUGAGAGUGGCACUCUUCCCCGUGCUCGUUUUGCAGCUGAAGAAGUUGAGGAGAAUUUCUGAAUUAUUUCCGAAAUUGCCUCCGCCCCUGCCACCGCCUUUCUCAGGAAGGAGUUACAUCAAUCAGAUUUCACUCUUCCGGCAGGAGAGACGAGCUAGUGGGUGCCCUUCACUUUUAUGGUUCCUUGCAUACCUUUCUGUCCAGGUCCCAUUUUUUCUCCUAUGGAUGACUAGUAUACGAAGGAUGUCUCUUGACCAUCAUCCUGGAUUUGAUUGUGGUGGAAUCUUGUGGUUCCAGAAUUUAACUGAACUUCCUCAUGGCACCUUGGGCCACAUACUUCCCCUGCUGAUUGCUGGUCUGCAUUUUAUGAAUGUGCAGGUAUCUUUUUCCAGGAAAGAGGUUCGCGAAGUUAGUGGCGUGUUUGGCUUAUUAGCAAAAAUCUAUAAAUACUAUUUGUAUUUUAUGUCAGCCCCUAUCUUUUAUAUUGGUCACUGUAUUCCUCAGGGUAGUUUAGUCUACUGGGUGACCAAUGCCUCGAUGACUCUUUUUCAGCAAUUAGCUCUCAAGCAUCCAGCUGUUCGUUCAAAGUUGGGUUUGCUGGUGGAGGACAUCUCCAAAGCUGCUGCCAAACCUGAAGAGAUUGCGACAUCUCACCCUCCCUUGAAUUCCUCAGUAGAACAGAGUGAAGUUCCUGUGCAAAACUUAUCACCUAGACAACUGCAUGCUCUUUCAGUCGUGCUAAUCGCCAAGGGCCAAAUCUAUCAAGCUAUUCCUUUGCUAGAAUUGGCACUUGAGAAAGAUCCGGAAUGUGUAAUUGCAAUGAUUGGGUUGGGGCAGGCUUUAUUGCAAGAUGAAGAGCCAGUAGAGGCUGCUGAGCAUUUAGAGCGUGCUAUUUCCAAGAUUUUUGUUGCUCAUCAUCUUACGGGAGCCGAGUAUACAGACCUUUUAGUUGGUGCAUCCCAGUGGGCUGGUAUCGCUUAUUUAAAGCAGGGCAAGAAAGCAGAAGCGCUUCGCCACUUGGAAAGAAUUCCUUGUCUGAAAGAGCCAGAUGAACCAAGGAGCAAAGAGAUUUAUUACGAUGGGUUGGUCCUGCUAGCAGUUUGUUUGUCCAUCGAAGGUCGGAAGGCUGAAGCUGCUAAGUAUCUGCGUCUAGCUGUUGCUUACGAUACUUCGCACGAGUAUUUAUUGCAAAGUUUGGAGAAGGACGAUGACAACUUAGUUAAUGAUCUUGUUAACAGCAGAAGAGCGGACUACUGAUCAACUUCUUACAGGAAUUGUACAUUACCCCGAUCGAUUUCCGCAUGGGGUUUACUGUUUCCUAUACCGGCGAUUUUGGUUACAACACUCGCCACUAUUUUGGGCCUUAAUGUUUUGAUCUGUUGUUACGUCGUAAGGCAAUUUUAUUACAGCGGCACUUUGCGUGAUUGUUCAGUACAAUGGGAUGGCAUAUCCAUGCCUUGAUGUACGCAAUUCGUUGCUUGUUUGUAAGACAUGUCUAGCCUUCAUCAAUACAUUAUGACAAUUUCAUG
Rhodamnia argentea is the source of this 2033-nucleotide messenger RNA. Its product is annotated as ALBINO3-like protein 2, chloroplastic. The coding region runs from base 103 to 1761 and encodes 552 amino acids. NCBI's taxonomy places the organism in Eukaryota, Viridiplantae, Streptophyta, Magnoliopsida, Myrtales, Myrtaceae. The record is from RefSeq and is a predicted model, not a curated record. Gene Ontology annotation, biological process: protein insertion into mitochondrial inner membrane from matrix; mitochondrial respiratory chain complex IV assembly. Gene Ontology annotation, molecular function: membrane insertase activity; protein binding. The transcript is spliced from 14 exons. Gene Ontology annotation, cellular component: mitochondrial inner membrane.